AUGCUCGCCACGCCCCGCUCCAUGGACUCGGAAUUCAGCUUGGCACCGAUAUCGCCUCUCCAGGCUUGUGUUGGCCUGCAAGACGACACGGAGUGGACGGCAGGUGAUUUUGAAGUCAUCACCUCCGACGGCGUCCGGUUCCGCGUGCCGUCGUACUACCUUCUCGCCGCGUCCACCCUCUUCCAUCCGCACACCGCCGCCGCCGCCUACUCCAUAACAUUCCAACACGGGACGGAAACAGGCCCGAUCUUCCGCCUCGUUCUCUACCUGCUGACUAAAGGUCGCUUGGGCUCCGGCGAGCAGUGGCACGUCCGGAACCUCCAAGCCCUCGCCUCCUUCCUGCACCGGUGGCAGAUGGAGGCUGCACUUGCGAAUUUCACCACCCACUUCGAAGCGCGCGUCCGCAACCGCGACCAGGCGGUGCUCGGCCUCCCUGGCUUCCUGGUCGGCGCGUACGCAGACAGCGUCGAAGCGUGCGUCGCGACGCUGCGUAUCCCCUCGGUCGAGUGGGGCGGAGGGCGCCGGCAAGACGACGGUGGGAAUAUGAACGGCAACGGCAUCAACGCGAACGGAAACGGGAAUGGCCGUGGCAGUGGCAUAGCAGGCCGCCCGUAUACCGAGUGGCCACGAGAGGACCGCGAGCGGCGCGGCAAGCGCGCCAUCAUUGACAACACGCACCUGCUCGUCGGCGCGCGCGGGCGGCCCACGUUCGACCCCGCGUCCUGGCCCCUCGAGACGUUUACGGCCGGCCACCCGCCCGCGUAUCUCUUCGCGCUGGCGCGCGCAUGGGGGUCUGCAGGCGCCGACGACGCCGCGCGCCUCCCCACCGAGUUUGUGGCGUUCUUGCAGGCCGCCAAGGCUGCUGGGGCGUAG
This is a messenger RNA of Cutaneotrichosporon oleaginosum, 873 nucleotides long. RefSeq lists its product as uncharacterized. Lineage: Eukaryota; Fungi; Basidiomycota; Tremellomycetes; Trichosporonales; Trichosporonaceae. The record is from RefSeq and is a predicted model, not a curated record.